CACGCAGCUGAGGCGGUGGAGGCGGUGGCGGCCAUUUUGGAGCAGGGCGCGGGGCCGGACGCAGCGGAGGGAGCGCAGAGCCCCCCCCUCGCCGCUAUGGCAGCCCCGCUCGGUACCGGCGCCUUCACGGAGGAGACCGGGCAGGAAAAACAGGACUGUCAGGAGAAGGACAAAGGCAUUUCCCCUGAGAGGGCAGAGGAGGCCAAGCUCAAGGCCAAAUAUCCCAACCUGGGCCAGAAACCUGGGGGCUCUGAUUUCCUCAUGAAGAGGCUGCAGAAAGGGCAAAAAUACUUCGAUUCUGGCGACUACAACAUGGCCAAGGCCAAGAUGAAGAACAAGCAGCUGCCCAGUGCAGGGCCUGACAAGAACCUGGUGACAGGAGACCACAUCCCCACGCCCCAGGACCUGCCCCAGAGGAAAUCCUCCCUGGUCACCAGCAAGCUGGCAGGGUAGCUGCACUCCCAGCUGGGGGCUGCCCUCUUUUUUGUCUCUAUUUUUUUUUUUUUUGGUUUUUUUUUGGCUAAAUGGAUUGAACUUCACUGUACCAUAGGGAUGGGAGCAGCAGAAUCCACGUAGUUUGUUUGAGUCUUUGCAGCAAACACACCCCAAAGGUGACUUGGGGGAGGGCAGGGUUGGGCUGGCCCUUCCUCCCAGAGAGGCUUUGCCUUAAUUUUGCUGCUGUUUGGCACCAUCGUGGCUCUCAGAGGCACUGGAGCUGUGCCCCCUUGCUGGCUGGGACAGCCCCAGAGGGGGCACCUGGAGGAGGGCACAGGGCAGGGCUGAGGGGUGGGAAAGGGAUUGCAGGGCUUGGGGAAGCAGAGAUUGAGCCAGCUGGGCAGGAGAGUGGUCCCAGAUGUGGAAAUGGUGAUCCCAGAUGUGGAAAUGGUGAUCCCAGAUCUGGAAAUUGUGAUCCUAGAUAUGGAAAUCGUGAUCCCAGAUGUGGAAAUGGUGAUCCCAGAUGUGGAAAUUGUGAUCCCAGAUCUCACAGGUGUGAUCCCAGAUCUGCAAAGCGUGAUCCCAGAUAUGGAAGAUGUGAUGCCAGAUGUGGAAAUUGUGAUCCUAGAUCUGGAAAGUGGGAUCCCAAAUUUGGAAAGUGUAAUCCCAGAUAUGGAAGUUGUGAUCCCAGAUAUGGAAAUUGUGAUCCCAGAUCUGAAAAGUGAUCCUAGAUUUGGAAAGAGUGAUCUCACAUCUCACAGGUGUGUUCCCAGAUCUGGAAAUUGUGAUCCCAGAUCUGGAAAUUGUGAUCCUAGAUAUGGAAAUGGUGAUCCCAGAUCUGCAAAGAGUGAUUUCAGUUCUGCAAAGAGUGAUCCCAGAUGUGGAAAUUGUGAUCCCAGAUCUGAAAAGUGAUCCCAGAUGUGGAAAUGGUGAUCCCAGAUUUGGAAAGAGUGAUCCCACAUCUCACAGGUGUGAUCCUAGGUCUGCAAAAAAUGAUCCUAGAUUUGGAAAUUGUGAUCCCAGAUGUGGAAAUUGUGAUCCCAGAUUUGGAAAGAGUGAUUCCAGCUCUGCAAAGAGUGAUCCCAGAUAUGGAAAGUGAUUUCAGCUCUGGAAAUUGUGAUCCUAGAUUUAGAAAGUGCGGUCCCAGACUUGUAAAGUGGGAUCUUAAAUUUGGAAAGUGUGAUCUCAGACGUGGAAGUUGUGAUCCCAGAUCUGCAAAGAGUGAUCCCAAAUCUCACAGGUGUGAUCCCAGGUCUGAAAGUGUGCUCUCAGACCUGGAAAUUGUGAUCUCAGACCUGGAAAUUGUGUUCCCAGGUCUCACAGAUGUGAUCCCACAUCUCACAGGUGUGAUCCCAGCCCUGAAGGCACAGUCAGCUGUGAGCUUGAGAGCUUCAAAGUGAAGAAAUUGGCUGAGAUGAAAAAAAAAAUAUAUAUAUAUUUUUUUAAAUCUCAGGAUAAUAAACACCAGGAGCAGGGGUGGUGUUGGGCUGAGCUGAGAUCUGUCCCUGGCUCAGCUCACAAGGGAGACAACAUCUAACAUUUCCAGAGGGGCUGGGGCAGGGUUUGAAACAUCUCGGGGUGCUCUGGGGGUAGAGCCCCAACCUCAGCUGGAGGAGCUUGGCUGAAUUUGGUCAGAAGGAUAAAAGCAGAGGAACUUGGAUGAAUUUGGCUAAAAGGAACAAAACCAGAGGGGUUUAACUGAAUUUGGAUAAAGGAACACAACCAGAGGGGCUUGACUGAAUUUGGACAGAAGGAUAAAACCAGAGGGGUUUGACUGAAUUUGGACAGAAGGAUAAAACCAGAGGAACUUGGAUGAAUUUGGCUAAAAGGGACAAAACCAGAGGGGUUUGACUGAAUUUGGAUAAAGGAACACAACCAGAGGAGUUUGACUGAAUUUGGUCAGAAGGAUAAAACCAGAGAGGCUUGGCUGAAUUUGGACAGAAGGAUAAAACCAGAGGGGUUUGACUGAAUUUGGAUAAAGGAACACAACCAGAGGGGUUUGACUGAAUUUGGACAGAAGGACAAAACCAGAGGGGUUUGACUGAAUUUGGUCAGAAGGAUAAAACCAGAGGGGUUUGACUGAAUUUGGUCAGAAGGAUAAAACCAGAGGGGUUUGACUGAAUUUGGCUAAAAGG
Melospiza georgiana is the source of this 2570-nucleotide messenger RNA. It is a transcript of the gene ENSA, whose product is annotated as endosulfine alpha. Bases 97 to 453 code for a protein of 118 amino acids. Gene Ontology annotation, molecular function: protein phosphatase inhibitor activity. The transcript is spliced from 3 exons. Gene Ontology annotation, cellular component: cytoplasm. The record is from RefSeq and is a predicted model, not a curated record. Lineage: Eukaryota; Metazoa; Chordata; Aves; Passeriformes; Passerellidae.